This is a messenger RNA of Wasmannia auropunctata (little fire ant), 3927 nucleotides long. Its product is annotated as extensin-like. The transcript is spliced from 16 exons. NCBI's taxonomy places the organism in Eukaryota, Metazoa, Arthropoda, Insecta, Hymenoptera, Formicidae. Gene Ontology annotation, cellular component: nucleus. Bases 362 to 3199 code for a protein of 945 amino acids. The record is from RefSeq and is a predicted model, not a curated record. Gene Ontology annotation, molecular function: RNA binding.
CGAAAAACGCCGAGAUGGCCGUUCUCAUGCUUCUCUCUGACCAUGGUUCAGUUCACGUUCACGAUCGAGUGAAUUUUUAUCGUAAUCUCGCGAACGACAUUUAACUACCCGGUACAUGGAAAAUACGCGAUCGAUGCAUACGACUUCAAUGCAACUUGAGCAUUUGAGAUAAUUGACCGUGCAAAGUGCGCGUUUGCGAUGUGUGACUGUCAAGGCGAUUUACGCAGAAGCCUAACCUAUCCGCUCCGAUGAUUUAUGAGCUUCGGUGUUUGGCAGAACUUUAUGGCGCGUGCUGAGCCCACGAAAAUGUUGGGAUCAUGAGAAUUGCCACAUUGCUUCCAGUAGUGUACAUUUUGUCUCUAUGGCUAAGGGAAAAAUAAGAGGUUCUGACUCCAAUAAGAUAACAGCGUCAAAUGCAGCAUUUAAAAAUGGAGAAACGUAUACGUCGGAAUUUGAGAUUAACGAGACACCACCCAGCGCUAGAACCUUACUUACCAAGGGCUACACGCAGGAUGAAAUUAAUUCGUAUUCAGGAGCAACUGUAUCGACACGUGGGCGUUUUAUGACGGAACAAGAAAAGCUACGUUGCCCAAAUGAAAGGCCAUUGUAUCUUUACAUACAGGGACACGCAAAACAUAAUGUUGAUCUGGCGAUACAAAAAAUCAAUGAAAUUAUCAAAACGGAGCAUCAGAGUUCACUGAAUAGACCAAGCAGGUUUACAAAUGCUCCGCCACCUCUUAUGAGCUUACAUUCUGGAGUUACCACUGUGGAGAAGAUUUGCAUUGGUAUCGAGAAUGCGCCACAAGGUUUUGAUUUACGCGGACGUAUACUGGGCAUGGGUGAUGCAAAUUUAAUUUAUAUUAGAGGCGAAACUGGAGCAAAUGUAACCUUAAGAGGUAGAGGAUCUCAGUUUAUUGAUCCAGUUUUGGGAGCAGAAUCUCCGGAACCACUCCACUUGUACAUAGAGCAUCCAAAGCCAGAAGCGCUGCAAAAUGCAAAACAAUUGGCUAUUAACUUAAUUCAAACGAUACAGUCCGAAUUACAAACUUAUAUUCAGCAACAACCACCACCGAUUCAACCUCAGCAAGUUAUAGAACAAUCACAGAUACCACAAACCCAAUUCCAAACUAUGAAUAUUGGUAGCUUAGGACAGCCAAACGUAGUUGCGAUACAGCAUCAAGAUAUCAUACAACAUUCACAAAGUAAUGUUGUAACAUUGCCUGCAACAAUUCUUACGGCUACCGUAGCUGGUACUCCAGGACAUGGUGUAUCAGUGCCUCCUCCAGGAGUACAUAUACCACCUCACUCUGGACCAUUAGUUCCACCUCCACAAGCUCAAGAAAUACAAACUUUUAUGCCGCCACCACCUGUUGGGCAAGUACAACUAAUCGGUCCUCCGUCAACAGUAAGCCAAGUUCAGUAUCAGAUACAUCCCGGUCAGCCAUUGCAAAUCCAAGGAAUUCAACCAGGAUCACAAUCCUCGCCGCAGCCUGUGGCGCAAAUGUAUGUCAUGAGUCAACCGCCGCCGCAGAGCCCCACGCAGCAGAGUUUCAUAACGAGCAACAACGCGCCGGUGAACGGGGCGGUGUCGUAUGUAUAUACGCAGCCGAACAUGCAAAGGCCCGCCACGCCGUCCCAAGGAAUUAUCGAGACCGUCAACGUCAAUUUGCAACAACCUCCUCCCAUGGCGCCGUUGAACAUAACGCAACAACCGCCACCGCCGUUGUUGCAUCUUCAUUUCCCGCCGCCGAACUUUCCGCCGAAUCAACCGCCUCCUCCCGUCCCGCAAACCUAUCAGAUACAGUAUCAGCAGGUGCAGGCACCCGUGUCGCAGUCGCAAAUGCAGUUCGUCCUGCAGCCUGGCGAGCACAUCGUUCCGCCGCAGAUGCAACAGAAUCACGAGCAAUCUCAGGGUGUCGCGCAGCACAUAAUACCUCCGCAAUUCGAGGGUCACGCAUCGCCGUUCCACUUACAAGUACCUCCACCGCCGUCCGCGCAGACUUUUCUGGUACCUAACGCUCAGUCUCCCCAUCAUCCACAACCGCCGCUUCCUCCCGGCGAGAUUCAGCAUCAGGAGGGCCCGAUGGAACAGGGACCGUUGCCGCAGCCGGUGCCACCUCCGCAAAUAGUACCGCCGCCGUCGAUCGGCCAGAUGCAGAAUUCCAUGAAUAUUCUUACCAGCGUGCCGCCGCCAACGCAGCCGCCACCGCCGCAGAACGCUCCGUGGCUGUACCAAGCUCAGCAGCCGCAGCAAAUGCCACAACCGCAAGGGCAGUUGCAGAUGCAAAUGCCGCCGCAGAAUAUACCUCUUCAUAACGUACCUCCGCCGCAAGUUCAAGCUCAAAUACAGUAUCAUCCUCAACACAUGCAAUAUCAAAACGGUCACAUACAUUACGCGAUGCAACCGCCUCAUCAGCAAUUCGAGCAGAAGCCCGAUUCGCCAGAACAGCAAAAAUCACACGGAGUAAAGAGAAGGUUUUCGGACGUUGAGGGAGGUCAGGAACCACCACCACCACCACCGCCGCCGUAUCAGUGUACUCCGUUACCUGCGCAACGGCACGGCACAGGCAGAGAAGGUGAUCGACAUCAGCAAGUCUUACAUGGUCCACCUACACCUGCGGGUCUGCCACAUGGAGAUCGAGACAAGAUGCUUAUGCCACCUCCACAUCCAGGUGAGAAACGGAAUCUGGACCAGAAGCCUGCAGGACUGUCUUCAGGAAAUGAUCCAAACAUAAUGGCGGAAUCUGGAAAUAUUCAUGUCGGCAACGGUCCACCUCUACCACCUCUACCUUCGCCGCAGGCGCCGUGGCAAAGUCAUCACAUGAGGGUUCCUUGGGGUAGACCACCGCCGAUUCCGAGGGAAGGGGAACCUGCCGCAGUCUGUCCCGGAUUACCUCCUAUUAAUAUGCCUCCACCUCAAAUCAGGCCACGAGGUCCCGCUGACGGUAACCGCUCUCCCACCCCGAACGCCGCGUUAGAGCAGUCAUUGAACGUCGAAUACAAUCAAAUGCCGCCCUACACGACGAAACCGCCGCCUUACAACGCGCAUCCAUUAAUGCAAUCGAUCUGCAAUCCGCCGCCGCCACCGCCGCCGCAUCAUCAACAACCGCGGCCGCAGCAUCCUCCACAAACGAUGCAGCAUUACCAGGUGCCAAUCUCUCAGACAUAUCAGCCGUCCUGCCCACCGUGGAUGAAUUAAAAAGUCAUAAAACUACAGCAGGCAGCACUUCACGCUCUGUCUCUUAUAUCUUGAUACUGACCAAUGCAAUUUAAAUGAAAGUGACAUUGUUUUAAAACGGCUGACGUAAUAACGAAGUGACGAGAACCAAACUGCAAAGAAUCUGAUGUAAAUACGAAUAACUGGAACUGCAUCGUGUUAUUCGCACUCAAUUGUGUGUUCCUAAUGACAGUUCUUAAUUUAACAAUCUAUUUUAAGGAGGGAGAAUACUGAGCAGUAUGUAAAAAUUUGUAAAAAUGUUGAAGAUUAUUUAUACGGUAUAAUUUAAUUUCUAUACUAGGUGAGAGUGAAUGAGUGAGUGAAUCGAAGUGAGAGAUCGAGAAAAACACAGUGAGAUUAUAUAAUGAAAAUAAUGCUGGCAAGAUAGUUACUUAUUAAUUAAUUGUAUUAAUUGUAAAACUCAUCUCUCGAGAAUCACGCAAUAUGUAUAAUAUACAUAUGCAUAUGUAUAUAUGUGUGUAUGUAUGUUAUUGAAAACAGAUAACUGUUAUUUUGAUCAAACUAUUCUAUCAUCGUACGUCCGAAGGUCACUUGUUUUAUAUACUCGCACGCGAGUAAUAAUCUACUUUAUAUGUUUCCUCUCGGCGAAACUAUCAUCUCUCUCAUUUACUUAUAGAUAGACAUGUAACACGUAUAACAAUAUAUGCAGUUUUUAUGGCAAAGCCAAUAAAAUAAAUCGUUAUUGCCAA